Messenger RNA from Lindgomyces ingoldianus, 530 nucleotides. RefSeq lists its product as uncharacterized. Bases 147 to 431 code for a protein of 94 amino acids. Lineage: Eukaryota; Fungi; Ascomycota; Dothideomycetes; Pleosporales; Lindgomycetaceae. The record is from RefSeq and is a predicted model, not a curated record. The transcript is spliced from 2 exons.
UGAUAUAAGUAUCCGCCGCCGCCCGCCCAUCCACCCUAGCCACCUCGCGCACCACUCCUCCUACUGCAGCUCAAUCUGCAAUCUCCCGCCAGCACAGCCACGCCUACCAAAAGAAACUCACUCUACGCCACGCCAAGCAAAGCACCAUGGCCUGUUCCACUCCGCUCUCUGUGAAGCGCCCCAAGCGCGCUUCGCUCCGCUUUGCAGGCAUCCCAGAUGCGAGGGACGUUCUGGCUGUUUAUUUUUGGUGGCGGAAGCAGAAGUUUUUCGCGAUGAAGAUCGACCAGCGGAGUCAGUUUGAUGAAUCGAGUGUACGGAGUGUUUUUGGAGGCGAUGAGGAAACGGCGCCGCUCUCACCGUUCCUGAGGGCGGGAUUUGAGGAAAGAACGGCGGGAUUCGAUUUACUUGGUGUUGGGGGGCAGUUUGAGUGAGUGAUGCACCUGGUUGGGUGGGCUACUCAGGGGGAAGAUUGCUGAGCAGGGAAGUGAUGCCUUUGCUUGGCUUGCAGUUCGGGUUGGGUCGGCGCUGGG